This is a messenger RNA of Closterium sp. Naga37s-1, 921 nucleotides long. NCBI's taxonomy places the organism in Eukaryota, Viridiplantae, Streptophyta, Zygnematophyceae, Desmidiales, Closteriaceae. The record is from the annotation of a GenBank genome assembly.
AUGGCCACCAUGUCGCUUCAAGCUCUCUCGUCCGCCUCCACCCUCGUCCCGUCGCCGUCUCUUCGCACCACCUCGCCGAACUCCCUUCGCAAGGCCUCCGCCACCACGGUUGCGUCGAAGCGGACUGUCGUGCGCGCUCUCAAGAGUGACAGUACCGAGGGGGGGCACGAGCAGGAAGGCGGGAGGGGCGCCUCGUGGGGGGAGCGAUGGCGGCAGCAGCACGCGGCGGCGGCGGUGGCGCUGGCGGCAGCAGCGGCUGUGGCGGGCCCCUUUGUUCCCGACGCUGCAUUGGCAUACAUCGGAGGAGGUCCGUACGGUCGCGAGGUGACACGUGGCCAGGACCUGACGGGACGGGACUACAGCGGGCUGGACCUGCGGGGGCAGGACUUUAAGACGUCCAUUCUGCGCCAGGCGAACUUCGCCGGGGCGAAUCUCAUAGGGGCUUCCUUCUUCGAUGCUGACCUCACAGGGGCGGACUUCACAGGAGCCAACCUCACUGCGGCUGACUUCUCCCUCACCAGUGCAAACAAGGCCAACUUCACGAACGCCAUUCUGGAGGGUAUUUCCUUCACUGGCAACACGUCCUUCAAAGGCGCCAUCAUCACUGGCGCUGACUUCACAGACGUGUAUUUCCGAGCGGAUCAGAAGGCAUACCUCUGCAGAGCGGCUGAAGGUCAUCCCUUCUCCUGUUUUUACCAAUUCUCCCCUUCUCCUGUGCUUCCGCACCAAGCUUUCUUCCCCAUUGCUUCCCACCCCCGUUGCUUCCACCACGUUUCCUGCCCUUUCCUCCCCAUCACUCCCCUCACUUUUGAAUUCCCCUUGACUCAACCCCUCCCACCCCAACCCCACCUUCCCCUCCACCCGCCAAGCAGCACCAAUCCUGUCACCGGCAACGACACCCGUGACACUCUGCUCUGCUAG